AGGGACGUUUUUAUCGGUCUCAUUGGCUUUGGCGAGGGUAUGAAAUGGCCGAGAUAUUACACAUCCAAUAAUAACGUGAACAUCGAAGGCGGCGAUAUUAAUCACAUGACGUUCAGCAAUGUACGCGAGGCCUUGAUAUCGUUCCAGGACGCGAAAGAAGACAAGAUAAGUUACAAGAAACUGAAAUAUCUGAGACAAAGAUUGGACGUUGAGCUUGGUACGUUUAAAGUGACGGAUGCGUAUGAAGCAGCAAUUAGGUAUCCGUUUAGAGCAGCCGCAGCCAAAGUCGUGGUCGGGCUUAUUAGCUUGCCCUGUGAAAAGAGUCCCUUAUCUCCAUUUUCGUUCCAAGAUUAUAGACUUUUCCUUGGACGCGACGUGUAUAAUCAAUUGGGUUUGACGUAUUAUCACGUGUCGCCCUUGAAGGACCUCGAGGUUUCGGGAAAACCACAGAAGAAUGUCAUUGGUUUUGACAAAGAGUACGCUUACACGUUUGCCGAUAGCAAGAAGAAACCACUGGAAGGUAAUGCAGAGUUGAAGAGUAAUCUCGCACUCGCUGGGGCUGAUGUUUGUGCCGUUUUUGCAGUUAACACUGGUGGUGCAGCGUUUAGCACACACAACUUUUUGGAAGCGAAACCGAAUCAACAAGCACAAUACAUCAAGGUGGCUGCUCGGAGAAUAGCCGAGAAUCUCGCCACGGUUGAGAUUGACGAAGACUGCGUAUGUGGUAUCGAAGUUGCGGAUGGUUAUGCCGUCGAGUUAAUUAGUCGUCCUCACUGUAAGGUCGUCAAUCGACAUGACAAAAGCAGGCAUAAGCCAAAGGCUUAAUUCCAAUGGAUAAUGUUGGCGUUGCUUGAUGGAAUGACAAUCGAACGACAAUUAGUUAAGUCUAAUGUAUUUUUUAAUUUACUAUAAUGACGCUAGAGUCCUUUUAUACAGACGCAACAAACGAGUCGAAGGAUCCGUUCGUUUACAACAGUCACUCUUUUUCCAUUUUACAAUUGACCGUCAUCCAACAUUUAAAUAAGCUCGACGAUAUGUAUUGUCAAAGUAUUUAAAUUCUUUAAACGUAUUACAGUUUUCUCACACGAUAUAUAAUGAAUUUUCAUUUUGUAAAUAUAAGAAAUACUCAUUCCGGAGAAAAUUUUUCUUCUUUUGCACUGGAUUAUGAAAAUGAGGGCUGUUAUAAGCGCGCGACUGCUAAUGACUGAAUUUUAUCGAAUUAUUUUUAUAUGAUUAUAAAGAAUAAGAAUAUUAUGUAACGACGCGACGAUGUAUGUCUCUUUGUAAAAAGUACGUGAUUACGUGCUACAUGUACGCGAUAUACCAUGAAUUGUGAAUAAAUAUGUAAAC
Messenger RNA from Ceratosolen solmsi marchali, 1350 nucleotides. Its product is annotated as apolipophorins-like. The record is from RefSeq and is a predicted model, not a curated record. The annotation marks the transcript as partial. Lineage: Eukaryota; Metazoa; Arthropoda; Insecta; Hymenoptera; Agaonidae. The transcript is spliced from 5 exons.